Molecule: messenger RNA, 2718 nt
Organism: Prorocentrum cordatum
Lineage: Eukaryota; Dinophyceae; Prorocentrales; Prorocentraceae
Source: the annotation of a GenBank genome assembly
AUGGCGCCCGCACCGCCGAUGGCGAGAGUGCUGCGCGGACCCCGCGAGCCUGUGUGGGGCUGCCAGUGUGGGAAGAACAACAACUGGGCGUGCCGCAUCGUGUGCUCCUGCGGGCGGCAGGCGUCUCAGAAGGUCGUCAACGCCGCCAAGAAAGCGGACCAGGAGGCACGGGACAAGAAGCCUUCACAGAGGGCAGGCGGCACAGGGCUCGUGCGGAAGCCUGCCCCAUGGUCCAAGGAGUACGGCGUCACGGAGAAGCAGAUCCGCGAGCUGGUGCUGCAGUGCAUCUCCCAGCAGGCUGGCAGCCCCAAGUGGACCCCUGCGUCUACGGCACCAGCGUCUUCAGGAGUGGGAGCUGGCAGCAAGGAGCAGACGCAGCAGGGGCAGGGCAAUAUCCAGCAGCGCACGGAGCUCCAGGCGAAGAUCAAUUUCCACGAGAAGGUCAUCAAGGAGUGCAAGAUCGUGGAGGCAGAGGGCGGCCCAAUUCACCUCCUGCACCAGCGGGCUCUCGACGUCCUUCGGCAGCAGGCGCGUGAAUUGCGCCCCCCAGGCGCUGCAUACAAGGCCUCGUCCCAGAAGCUCGCGAGGUGCAUGCAGCAGCUGGACCGCUUCACCAGCGACCUGCAGGGCCUCGAGGCGCAGCUGGCGGCUACCCAGCGCAAGAUCCAGGACAAGCAGGGGGCCAUCGCUGCAAAGCAUGCUGAAGUGGAGGUCCUGCGCAAAGAGAAUGCAAAGCACGAGCAGACCAUGCAGGCCGCACGGGGUGAGAAGCCCAACCCAGUCAUCAAGGAGGAGGACUUGGUGGGUUUCGACCUCGCCGAGCAGCUCGACGACGGCGCAAAGGAGGCCCUCGAGCAAUUCAAGGCGAGCCCCCAUUUCGACAAGAUCCAGGCGGCCCUCCGCAAGCAGGCGGCAGAGAAGCUGGCUACAGCCAUGGCUGAGGAACCUGGUGCUCAUGCUCCUCAUGCUGAGGGCGGUGGCGCAGGAGCACUGGUCAAGGAUGACGUCGGCGCCCUCUGGCAGCAGCUCCUCAGCAGCGGGCAGCAGCCGCCUUCGGACUGGACCAAGGAGAAGCUGGACGACGCGUUCACGCAGGCACGCUGCCUGGGUAACCCGCCCUUGGUCAGCGGGCUACUGGCCGCCAGCGCGGGCGCCAAGCAGCUACAUGUGCCGGCAGCGGUCACUGUCGCGCACACCUUCGAGACCUUCAACGCCAACCAGGGAAAGCUAACCCUCCAGAAGCGGCUGCGAAAGUCAACAGCUAUGGUCAUCAUGGCCCAGGAAAUCGGCUACGGCAUCGAUGAUUGCGAGGGCCUCUCUUCAUGGGCAACGGCACGUGGCUGGCAAAGCCUCAUCGUGCCAGGGCUGCCCUCACGAGGGCAUCUCCCCUCUGCAGGCCUGGCAGUGUUUGCCAGGAAGGGGAUCGGGCUGCGCGGGCCCACGUGCCCCGGCGACGCCCCGCCCAGACGCGCAGGCAGCGUCAACGAGACCAUCUCGCACGGCACCGAGCUAGUCCGCGGCAGGGCUCAACACGUCGUCGUGGAGCUGCCGAACUGGCCGCCGCUCAACGUCGUCAACGUCUACCUCCACACAGGGGAGGGCAUGAGCAGCCGCAACGCCAGCAUCCUCAUGACGGUGGGGAUCGCGCUCGCGGGCCAGAGGCACCCUGGCAUCAUCGGCGGCGACUGGAACAUGGACGUACAGGUUGUCAAGGACUCUGGCUUCCCCGUGCACGCGCAGCUGGAGAUGGUCACCCCGAGGCACGCGACUUUCAGAACAGCGGCAUCGGUCUCCACCAUCGAUUACUUCGGGCUAACCACGGGCUCCAUGCGCAUGCUAGCAGCUUGCAAGGCCGACUUGACCUGGGCAGUAAAGCCGCAUCGACCAGUUCAGCUACAACUGACAGCGGAGGGCACCAAGCUCAGGUACCUCACCUACGUCGGAGGCGCGAAGAUACCAGCGCAGACUGUGCACGGCCCAUUCCUCGAGGAGAGCAGCUGGUCCCUGGAGCGCAGCUUUGCUGAGCAGGCGCUGAUUUUGGCCAAGGAGGCGCCCGCUGCUGUCGCCUGGCGCUUUCUCUCGAAGGCUUGGGGCCGAUGGGCGACCAGAGCGGCCUCGAGGCUCGGACAUCUCACAGCUGCGGAGAUGCGGGCCAGCGCCUACGCUCGCCCGCUUCAGGCCAAGUGGGUCGAGCGUGAGCAACAGGUCCUCACGGAGGAGGAAGUGCAGGCAAUCGCGGAUGGAUGGAAGUGGCUGCAGGAUUGCCUGGCGGGCCUCUCCACUGCGAAGGCGAAAGCCAGGACACCUGAAGGCCGACAGGUUCUCGACAACGAGGUGCAAGGCUUCCUCACUGGUGACUACUGUGGCCAGAACCUCAGCGCGCGGCUUGACGCAUCUGUGCGGCAAGCUCGGCAGCUAGCGCAGAGGAAUUUCAGCAGUGAGGACAUCAUGACUUUCUCGGAAGACAUUGAAGAGGAUGUCAAAUUCGCCAUGCAGCAAGCGAACAAGGAAUCUUCGAAGCGCUGGAAAGGGUGGUGUGACGGGGCCUGCGCUGGCGGAGCGAGGAAGCUUCGCAAGGUCACGCGAGUGCGAGAGGUUCAGGCCCCCACUACGGUCAAUGACUCGGAGAACGGCAUCACAGGGCACCCGCACUUCGUAGUCGAGGAUAUGGAGGAUACGCACGCAGCGCUGUGGAAGGCGGUGAAGGAGGCUCCCGAG